Molecule: messenger RNA, 5644 nt
Organism: Lates calcarifer (barramundi perch)
Lineage: Eukaryota; Metazoa; Chordata; Actinopteri; Centropomidae
Gene: plekha3
Product: pleckstrin homology domain containing, family A (phosphoinositide binding specific) member 3
Exons: 8
Coding region: 292-1074 (260 amino acids)
Biological process (GO): receptor recycling; endosome organization; retrograde transport, endosome to Golgi
Cellular component (GO): recycling endosome; early endosome; trans-Golgi network
Source: RefSeq, a predicted model, not a curated record
CUAGCAGUCUUCCGUACAGAGGCUGCAGUUUUGUUGACACUUUUUCCCUCUAUCAGCUGAUUGCCUACAAGUUAGCCGAGCAGCUCAACACAAACAAGCCGUCAGCAUGACAUUAACCCUCCGACACAAAUCACAAAUACUUCACACAUUUUUAGAGAAGUAGCAUUUUGGGAUGAGGAUUAUUUUCUAACCCGUCGCAGGAAACGGUAGCUGAUUUGCUGCUGCAGUUAGCCUGCCGAGCUACAGUGAACAGCUACUUAGCUAACAGGCUAAGUUAGCCUAUGUGAAACAAUGGAGGGGAUUCUGUACAAAUGGACGAAUUAUAUGACAGGCUGGCAGCCUCGCUGGUUCGUCUUAGAGAAUGGAGUCAUCUCUUAUUAUGACAGCGAGGAUGACGUUGGUAAAGGAAGCAAAGGAUCCAUCAAGAUGUCCGUGUGUGACAUUAAAGUCCAUCCAACAGAUCCGACACGUCUGGAGUUGAUAAUCCCCGGUGAGCAGCAUUUCUAUGUCCGAGCUGUGAAUGCUGCAGAGAGACAGAGGUGGCUGGUGGCUUUAGGCUCGUCCAAAGCUGGAACACUGGACAGCCACAAGCACAGAGGUCCAGACUGUCUGAAGACGAAGAUGUCUGAACUCCGUCUGUACUGCGACCUCCUCGUCCAGCAGGUCCAAACAAUCCAAUCACAGCACACGGCUGACACAGAGACCACGCCCACUUCUGAGGCCUCUCUCCUCAGUGCGACCUGUGCAACUUUUAUCAGGACUUUGGAGGAGUGUAUGACGCUGGCCCACCAGAGUUUGACCCCUGACCUCCGACCUCCUGAAAGGAUGAAGAGGUCAAUCAGUCACCCUGGAACAUACAGCUUCGACAGGUCAGGUGUGCUGAAGGAGUAUGUGAGUGGAAGUCAGAGGUCAUCCCAGCGCAGGAACCGGACAUGCUCUGACAGCUCUGUCUAUGAUACUGAACGUGUGCUGCCCAGUCUCAAUGGUGACCCGUCCUCCAUUCCUGAGGAGAGAGGAGGCAAUGCGAGCCCAAAGACCACACCCACUGACACAGACACUGACCUGUCCAUCUGACGACCUGACGUCCAACCAGACCCUGCAAAACCUUCUGGACUCUGUGAGAGGUCAAGAACAUGACAAGAUCAAUGUCAGUGACAGCUGAGAUACUGACAUCAUCCUCAUUAAAGCGAGGGUGAGUUGACUUCUUCCAGGAAUGUCCUUCUCAUGCUUUUUCUCUGAAGUCUGCCACUUGCCAAAUGUGCACUUUGGAAUCAUAAUUAAUUUUUUUUUUUAAGACUUUUUUUGAGUUGCUCAGUACACACUGGAGAUUCAGAAAAGGCAACAUGAGAGAGAGAUCUGAAAGUUGUUCCCAAGCUGGACUUGAACCUGAGACGUGUUAGUACAAAGCAUACAACGCUUUAACUUUUACCAGAAGCUCACAUCCUGGAAAAAUCUGUGAACGAACGAGUGAAUGAAAAAUACAGUUACUGCAGUUAACCCCAGUUAAACUAGUUGAUUGGUUAGUUGCAACCAAAUGAUAACUGUGAUGGUACUAGGCAGCUCCUUGGCAGAGUAUGAAUAUGAACAACUGUGAAUUCCUGUUUUCUGGGCAGUUAAGAUGCCAGGGUUGAUUGUUCACUGCUUUAAAUGGACCUGAGAAUAUACAGGGAAUCUUGAAUUUUGGAGAUCAUGUUGGGACAUCAAAAUCCAGCAACCGUGCCACAAAAGCAUCUUCUCGUACAGUAUUUUUGGCCUUUUCCACUUAUUCAAGAACUUUCCCUGGAGCGUCUUCACCAUUCUUCUUCCAGGCUUCCACAGUCGUGCUUACCUACCGAAAGCUAGGUCAAAACGGAGAACUCUGUUCCUCUUCCUGUGAGUGUAGCCAAGGACGAACUGGACUGAGGAACCAUGUCUGUGCAGGUUCUUGAAGCCAGUUUAUCUCUGUUGCAGUUUCCAGACACAGGGAGCUGAGGAGCUUGGGUCUUCAGAUGCCAAAGUAUGCACAAAUGCAGUGAUCUACAUUAAAUGUGCCAUUGUUCUUUUUUUCUAGCAAAACUCCUUGUCUGUAGUUCAGCUGGUCAUAGAACGGACCUUUGGUCUUUGAAACUGGGACAAAGAGGAAGAGAAGACUCCAGUUACAUCUGCAGCUAUCUCCUUGAGGAGUUUGCACCUUCUCCUUGUAUUUGUUUCUGCUGGAUUGUUUUUUUCACCUGCACUCCAAAGACAAGUCUGAUCAGGUGAAUGGAGUCUGUAAAUUACAGAUAGACAUGAAUGUGUGCAAGUUACUGCCUUUCAAUGUUUGCUUGCCUUUUGGUGAAUUCCAUCCAAAUGUGACUGACAGAAUAAGUAUGGUGGCCCAGGAAGCUCAACACGCACUGCAACUUAAGAAAACACAUACAAGUAAACAAAACACAAGAAAAGGAAGAAACCUUCUGCAAUAAUAUGGCAACACAUGAACAACAUGACAUUGCAGAGAUGUCCAACAGCAGCAAAUUUAGAAACACAUUGACCGGUUUGACGGCCUAUGGAAGCACACUGCAAGUACAAACAACCAAAUACAGAAAAGCAGUGAAAUUAACUGAAAUUUCCAAUUCAGAUAUUUGUGUGUAACAAAUAUCUAAACCUGUAUCUGUUUCACACCAAGUUGUGGAGUAAGAAACUAUAAGAACCACAACCAUAGGACCAACUCCUCUGCCUGGACGUGUUCAUCAGGUUUUAGUGUCUCCUGGACACUUUUCUUUGUUCGGAAGUUAGAGCAUUUUUGUGUUUGAUUUUGUUGUGACAUUUCAGUCUAUAGCAUGUUCCUGUAUUUGGUUCUUUUGCGUGAGCGUGAUUGUAUUGCAUGUUUUGUUAUAGGAAAAUUUUCCUUCAUGGUUUAUCAAUUUGCAUGUUAUUUUCUUACGUUGCAGUGCACUGAGCUCUAAGGGUCAACAUAAAUGAGUUUAAAGUGAGUGAGUGAAUGACAGGGAGUUCAGAUGAUGCCUUUUGCAAAUGCAAUUUCUUUGCAAAAUGUUGCCUUCCCCUGUCAGUUACUGUCUAGGAGCUGCAUUGUCCUCUGCCAAAGCAAACUUUAUUUUUGUGCUAUAUCUAUAACUGCCUCUACUCUUGUGUGACAGGAGCACAGAAUCAGUAUUCACCACUAAGACUGACACUUUCUGAUAAGGCAGUUAAGUAGUAGUUAAUACCUUUAUUAAAGUUUAGGUUGCCAGGUUGUGGAAGAUGCUUUUCUUUUUAGCUCUCUAAUUCUUUUACUCAUGAUUUUUAGACGUUUAAAUUGACUUGACUUGAUUCUGGGAAAGUGCUGCAGCACAAAUGGACCAAAAACGCACUUGAUGAUUGAAUGGAUUUUUGUGAGAACUCUUUCUGACUUUAUAUGAUUUCUCGACAUUUAUAACAGUAACUGACUAACUUUUACAGCACUUUUCCAGAAAACAAGGGGUCAAACAAUCCAGUGGAGAGGCCUGCCUAAUGAAAAAAGACAAGUAAAAGUUGUGCUGACUGGAGGAGCUUUUUCCACAACCUAGCAACCCUGAAGUUGUUCUUAGUAAAGAGUUAUCACUGAUCUAUAAAACAUUAGUAAAUGAUGUAUUAACAAUUGAUAAAGCAAUUAAUUACAGCUCAUAAGCCUUUAUAAAUGUGGCCUUAUCAGGAAGUAGUACCCUGCUAAAAAAAAAUACAUUAAGAAAAUCUUUAGAAAAAUCAGUCUCAGUGUAAACAAAAAUAACAAAUGUAGCUUUAAGGGAGAACUGACUGACAUCUAGUAAAUCCAAGCAGUGAAAACACUAACAGAUGUCAUCGAACUUAGCUUAACACUUGAGAUUCUAAUCACCUGUCAUGAUGAGUCUCCUCUAAAGUCACCUGCUUUGCUGUUCAAACACAUGCAAAAGACGUCAUCUGAACAAAGUUCAAAGUAAACAAUCGUGAAGUAAACAAUCGUCCACAGCGACUAAUACAGACUGCAUUUUAUAGAAAGAAUGAACCAAUGAGAAUCUCUGAAGGAUUACACUGACCUUAUUUCUGUUUCUUGUGGAGAGAGACGUACUGGUGUUUUUGCAGUGGAGUAAAGCCGGGCCAUGGACCUUCACCUAUGAACCCGUUCACUCCUUCUCACUCCUUCAGCCUUGGCCAAAAACACAUUUGAUGUAUUUUUAUUUACCUUAAAGACACCUUAAUAUUAACAUACAAAUGGCAAAUGUUGUAGAUUUAUGUCCAAACAGACAAAACUUUCAAAAAGUCAGCAGUUUCUGUUAUUUCACAAUCAGUUAAUUUGAGAGUAACAUGAAUUCAGUUGCACCAUAACCUUACAGUAAGUUUUCCCCAACGUGCAGUGUGUAGGUGUGGUAGUUUUGCACUUAAGAGUUGAAACCAGUCCUUUUUUUGAAUGUUUGUGCUCUGAAAAAAGGAUGACAGUGACAAAGGUACUGUGAUGGAUAAUAGUGAUGAUGAUUGUGAAACUGAUGUUAAUGUUGUUUUUUAAUGAACAGUUUUUGUUUCUAGUUUGUGUCUUAUUUUGAAAGGAUGUUUUGGCGUUGCUGCAGCCUUAUAUAUUACAGUAACAGUAUGUAAACGUACAAGACUUCCUUCUUUCAUUACUUUUACCAAAAUGUGUGUUCAGUAUUUGCCAUGAGCGCACUGAAACUGUUGAUCCUCCUGCGUUAUCUCGACUUUCCCUUCACUUUCUGGAAAUACUGUGAAGAAAUGUUUCUCCUGAGGCCUCCGCUCGUUUCCAGGAAAACAACAAGAGUUCAGUCUGUAAUCAGAGCUGCAGACAGACAGUUUUAAUUUUCCACGCAUGUUGGCUCCAUGUUCUGGUGCUGAUGUCAGAUAACUUGUGAUUUUAUUAUUAUUUAUAACGGCAUGGUAGCUUUACAUAUUUUAUCUUUACAUGAUUAUUUGUAUUCCUGCUUCCAAUUAUUUUAUUUUACUGAAGCAUAAGAUGGAUUUUGUAGUUAAAGCACUCACAGGAGCUUGUAAAGCAGUUUAAAACAGUUAAUAAUUAAUUGGUUAGACUACAACAGGGGAAGCUGAUCAAAACACAGUGAACAUUUGCUGUAAAAUACCUCCAUAUAUAAAUUAUUUUAAGAUUUUUCAGCAACUUUUGAAGAAAAUAUAUAAGAGCUUAUAAUUGUGAGUGUGUUUUUUGUCAGUUAUUACACCCCUCAUUAUGAUUUUGACUCAACAGCAGCAUAAGAUUCACAUUGGAUAAACUGUCUCUUUAAAGGAAUAGCAGGAAAAGGAGAAGCAACAUUUUUGGGAAAUACACUUGUUUGCUUUCUUGGCAAGAGGAGACUGAUGCUAUUCUCAUAUUUGUCCAGUAUCAGACUUCUCAUCUGACUCUUGGCAAGAAAGCAAAUCAUCUCUCAAAAUGUUCAGAUGUUACUUUAAGGCCUUGGUGAACCCAAACAGCUCGGCCUCUUGUUUAGUGGAGGAAGGGAGGAAGACAGGUAACUGAAUUAUACUGCUGAAUUAUGACUGAGCAUUUUUUCCCCCCUUAAUCAUGGAUGAUUUUAUUGACAGCUUUUUCAGUUUGGCCAAACCAGCGGAGAGAUUUUCAUGCCUUAAGUGUCUCUGCACGAAGUGACGUGUGUGGUUGUAUCUGACUUUUCAUUGUCGAAAUAAAAAAAAAUACAUAUUUUAAACUGAA